This is a messenger RNA of Lytechinus variegatus (green sea urchin), 2089 nucleotides long. RefSeq names its product calcium-binding protein 39-like. The transcript is spliced from 9 exons. Gene Ontology annotation, molecular function: protein serine/threonine kinase activator activity. Gene Ontology annotation, biological process: intracellular signal transduction. Bases 244 to 1269 code for a protein of 341 amino acids. The record is from RefSeq and is a predicted model, not a curated record. NCBI's taxonomy places the organism in Eukaryota, Metazoa, Echinodermata, Echinoidea, Temnopleuroida, Toxopneustidae.
GUCACUUCGACCGAACUAGGUGUCACCGUUUUCACUGAUGUUUGGAGGGCUCUCAUGUUUUGCCUGAUAUGUUGUUAUUUUGAACAAAGGGAAUCCUUUUAACGACUUCCAAUUCAUCAUACCAUCCAGCCUGUUUGCUGUGCCCUAUUUGAGGGGCCUGAUGCUGGCUUGGUUGGUACCGGAUCAUUAAACAACCUUCACAUCUUCAUCAUAGCAGGAACCAGAUAAAGAGCUGCAGUAAUCAUGCCGCUGUUUGGUCGGUCUACCAAGAGUCCUUCAGAAUUGAUUGGAUCUCUCAAAUCUAGUACUGCGACUCUAAAGAAUCACACUUCUGGCAAAAAAUGUGAAAAGGCUAUUGAGGAUAUUGGAAAGACCUUGUCCCAAGUGAAGAACAGUCUGUUUGGUCAAGAUGGUCAAGACCCCCAGCCAGAGGUCGUGAGUCAGAUCGCUAAUGGUCUAUAUGAAAUAGAGCUACUUCAUGACCUUGUCAAAGCCAUGCCAAAACUAGAAUUUGAGGCAAAGAAAGAUUUGGUACAGAUCUUCAACAACAUGCUCCGACGUCAGUUUGGUUCGAGGACUCCAACUGUUGAUUUUAUCACCAACCAAGAUCCAGAAAUACUUCAGACGUUAAUAAAAGGCUAUGAGAAUAAAGACUGCGCAUUGAACUGUGGAUUAAUACUGAGAGAAUGCAUACGUUAUGAGGCUCUAGCCAAGCUCAUCCUCAACUCUCCAAUCUUCUUCAAUUUCUUUGAGUACGUUGAGAUGUCAACGUUUGAUGUCGCUUCAGAUGCCUUCUCUUCCUUUAAGGAACUAUUAACAAGACACAAAUUAGUAGCUGCUGAAUUUCUAGAGAAGAACUACGACACAGUCUUUGAUAAAUACAAAGUGCUACUCAACUCUGAUAACUAUGUGACAAAGAGACAGUCACUCAAACUCCUGGGAGAACUGUUGCUUGACAGACAUAAUUUCACAUCAAUGACGAGAUAUAUUAGCAACCCGGAGAACCUGAAACUCAUGAUGAACAUGCUUAGGGAUAAGAGCCGAAAUAUCCAGUUUGAAGCUUUUCAUGUAUUUAAGGUAUUUGUAGCUAACCCUAACAAGACCCAACCCAUCCUUGACAUCCUAUUAAAGAACAAAGAGAAGCUGGUUGAGUUCCUUACAAACUUCCACACCGACAGGACGGAGGAUGAGCAAUUCAACGACGAGAAGAAUUAUCUCAUAAAGCAGAUCAAAGAGCUCCAACCCCCUGUGCCACAGACGUCAUCGUAAGGAUCAACCCCGUCCCCCACCAUCCAAUCUUUGACAAGUCUCGGCCGUGUGUAUCAUAAUCUAAAUUAUCAUACAUGUAGAACUUUAUACUGGGCAAGCUGUGCUGAUGAUUUUAUGAUAAGUGUAAUCUUUUUGUGAUCGGAAGGUCAAAUGUCAAACUCCUUCCCGAAGGACAAAGUAGCUGCACUUACGCUCAUCAAGCUCAUCGCAAUUUUACAAACUAAUUUUUUUCUCUGAAUUAGCUACGCAUGAAAGUGGUCUUGAGUUACAUAUACAUCCAUCUUGGACUGAGCCAGACAUGCUAUGUGAUAGCAGUUGAACAGAGGAGACGGCUAAGUGACAAAGCAAGUGCCCCUGAGCAUAAUUUUGCCCACCAUCAAAACAAUAUAUAUUAUUGCUGAUUUUUGCUUGGUAUCGUAGUUUGAAAUUGUGAAUAGGUGUCCAGCAAUCUUCUUUGAUGUGUUGACACGUUGGCUUCAAAUAACAAAUAAAGAAAAUGAUUAACUGGGAAUUCACCUUGGGUGAAGCUGCAUUACAUAUCUCACUGACAUAAAAAAAUAUAACAAUUUGGUUGGUCGUUUUUUUAAGCACGAGUAACUCAAAACCAAAAGAUUGAUGUCCUUCACAGGCAGCGCUCCAUACAAGGAAGUGAGGACUGUGUAUUAUGGUGAUGAAAUCCCAUGUUAUGUGUAAUGACCGAACGUCCUCACUCUGACCAAGUUAUAAGAAUACACCCCAAGGAGUGGGAAAUGUGCAUAUUGCAUAUGAAUUAUUUUUUACUGGGCUUAUUUAAAUUCACAAUAUUAUUUAUAGUUUGAAA